Acanthamoeba castellanii str. Neff is the source of this 183-nucleotide messenger RNA. RefSeq lists its product as uncharacterized. The record is from RefSeq and is a predicted model, not a curated record. The transcript is spliced from 3 exons. Lineage: Eukaryota; Discosea; Longamoebia; Acanthamoebidae. The coding region runs from base 1 to 183 and encodes 60 amino acids.
AUGGGCUGCACCAAAGUGAUCAACCUGCUCAUGCUCACAGGCGCCAAUGUCAAUGUGUCCAACCACCAUGGAAACACACCCAUGGGAGGCAGCAAUUUCAUGCUUCUGACCAAGUCCCAGAAGAGAGCAUGCAGCUUCCAGUCCAUGGCCCAGGCCAAGGCCAAGGUCAACUUCUCAUGGUAG